CUAAACGGCGGGAAACCAUAGGACCUUCCCGCUCCGGCCACACUUCGUUCCUCCUCCGCCGCAGCCAGUCCGCCCGCCGCCACCUCUAUUGCGCUUCCGCCGCGGCCACUGCAUGCGAAUCUCAGGUCCCAAAGCUCCACCACCACCGCGGCGAAUCUUCCCGGCCCCUUGCUCAGGGAUUUUGUCGGCCCGGCAGUUGCCUGUUGGUCGGCGCGGUUUAUCUUGGUGCGGAGGAGCUGGUAAUGGGGGCCGCCGCUUCUUCCACUUCCAGCAUGGGUAAUGACAGCCAUGACACCUAUGGAAAUACAUCAGAUCUCAAAUCGAAGAACGAAGAUAGUAAAGGGCCAAUUGAUAUGCAUUCUGUGCCAACUACAGAACAAGCAAUAAAGAAUGGAGAGAAUGCACGAGCUAUCCAUGAUGCAGCACAGAUGGAAAAGAAGAGAAGGGCUGUUGAGUGCAUAGCAGCAUGGUUCAAUGAAGCCGGAAUUCCUUUUAAUACUGCCUGUCUUAAGAGCUUUGACUUAAUGUUAGAAGCAAUUGCACAAUGCAGCCCUAGUUUACAGGGACCCUCUCUGGAUGAGCUCAAUGGACCAUUACUGAAAAGAGAAGUUUUAGCUAUUAAUGAUUCGAUUGAUGCACUGAAGAAAUCUUGGGAAUCGGAAGGAUGUUCUAUUAUUGUUGAUGAACAGGUUGAUUCUGAUGGAAACCGCAUGUUAAACUUGGCGGUCCAUUGUUCAUUGGGUGUCUGUUUCCUUCGUUCCAUCCAACUUCCUUCAGGCAGCUGCGGUCAAGCAUUACUUUUACAACUAGUUGACUCGUGUAUUGAAGAAGUUGGAGAGAAAAACGUGGUGCAAGUCAUCACAAACAUUCAUUCAGAACUGAAAUCAGAAAAAAUGCUUACUGUAAAGAGGCCCAAUAUGUUUUGGACUUACUGUGCUGCAAGUUGCAUUAACGCGAUGCUUGAAGAUAUAGGGUAUAUACUCUAAAUACUAUACAUCAUGGAGAGGGACGCCUGGGAGCGUCGGGAUACCAUGGGCUUGACACCUGUCCCGAAAACAUAGCGCGACGCGGUCCCUGGAUUCGCUGGUUUGUGGCUGCCCCCGCACAUUGACUUCCUGUGGUAAAACCGCCUUGCCGCCUGUUGCGGCCGAACCGCCUCGCCGCUUGGGUUUCGCUUGGAUCCCCCGCUACGUCUCCACAGUCAAACGCCGCAUCUCACCUGGCUUCGUUUUUCGUUUUUGUUCCUCUCCCACGGAGGCGGUGGAGACGACAAGGUCGACCGACCGCGGCCGGGGCCGUCCGCCCGCGUGCCGCUCGCCGCCCGCCCGCGUGCCGCUCGCCGCGCGCCUGCCCGCGCGCCGCCACGUCGGCGUCCUUGCCGCCGUACGUCCUCGCCGCGUUCUGCCCGUGCCCGAGGACCAGCUCGUGGAUAGACAAGGCAUCAAAUCGAAUAGAGGAUGGUCACAACUUUGAAUAAUUCAUGACAAGGCAUCAACCAAGUCGAAUUGAGCCGAGUCAGUGACGAAGCACAUGGAUAGACAGUGAAUCCCACGGAUUGAAACCAAGAAAAGCUCAAAUCGAAUAGAGGAUGGUCAAAGAACAGAGCAAGAACUCACUGGAAAUCGCAGCAGCGGCACAAUCCAGUCCCGGCAGCCACAGCACGGCGCCUCGAGGAACUGCUCCAGCUGCCGCUCAGCACCGCCCAACGGGUCCCCGACCUUCGCGCGGACGGCGGCGCGCGCGAGCCCCGCGCUGCAGUCGCACAAGGGUCACGCGGCGGCCCUGGUGAAGCAGCCGCGGAGGCUGCCGCGAGGCAGGGCAGGCUCGGCGAGCGCGACGCACGGGGCAUGCUCCGGAGGGUGCACGGCGAGGCCAGCGUGGAGCCCGAGGACGUCAAGGGCCGGAACGUGCUCCUCGGCCGCGGUGAGGCUGCCGGCGGCGCGAAGCUCGCUGAUUUCGGCGCGGCGAGACAGCUAUCGGAGGUGGCGCCGCCCCCUCCGGCCGGCCCCGGGCGGCGCGUGUUCGAGGCCCCGCGGC
Panicum virgatum (switchgrass) is the source of this 2037-nucleotide messenger RNA. RefSeq lists its product as uncharacterized. The transcript is spliced from 2 exons. NCBI's taxonomy places the organism in Eukaryota, Viridiplantae, Streptophyta, Magnoliopsida, Poales, Poaceae. The coding region runs from base 243 to 986 and encodes 247 amino acids. The record is from RefSeq and is a predicted model, not a curated record.